Molecule: messenger RNA, 794 nt
Organism: Nannospalax galili (Upper Galilee mountains blind mole rat)
Lineage: Eukaryota; Metazoa; Chordata; Mammalia; Rodentia; Spalacidae
Gene: Pdzd11
Product: PDZ domain containing 11
Exons: 8
Coding region: 150-572 (140 amino acids)
Biological process (GO): protein localization to basolateral plasma membrane; neurotransmitter secretion; maintenance of epithelial cell apical/basal polarity
Cellular component (GO): basolateral plasma membrane; cell-cell junction; synapse
Molecular function (GO): protein binding
Source: RefSeq, a predicted model, not a curated record
GUGAGGUAGUGCGAAGUUUAAGUGGUCGUGAGCGCGGUACCCGGGGACAGGGAUCUGGAGGGUGGCUGGUGCUGGCUGACGGAAGAGUUCAUCUGUGGACGCCGCCGCUACUAAGCACCUCGGCGCCUGGCCCCAGGGCUUUGCCUGAAAUGGACAGCCGCAUUCCUUAUGAUGACUACCCAGUGGUUUUCCUGCCUGCCUAUGAGAAUCCUCCAGCUUGGAUUCCCCCUCAUGAGAGAGUGUACCACCCAGACUACAACAAUGAGUUGACCCAGUUUCUGCCCCGAAUCGUCACACUGAAGAAGCCUCCUGGUGCUCAGUUGGGAUUUAACAUCCGAGGAGGAAAGGCCUCCCAGCUAGGCAUCUUCAUCUCGAAGGUGAUUCCAGAUUCUGAUGCACAUCGAGCAGGACUUCAAGAAGGGGACCAAGUUCUAGCUGUGAAUGAUGUGGAUUUCCAAGAUAUUGAGCAUAGCAAAGCUGUUGAGAUCCUGAAGACAGCCCGUGAAAUCAGCAUGCGUGUACGCUUCUUUCCCUACAAUUAUCAUCGCCAAAAAGAGAGGACUGUGCACUAAAGAUUUGCAGGCUACAGCCCUCCAUGUGGAAUCUGCCAGGAAAUCAAUAGAAAAAAGAAUCUUGAAAACCUUCCAUCUGAUUUGCCUGGCCAUGUCAUCCAAUCCUUGUACUAUCUGAAGUCCCAUUAUACUUUGAAGACUCCAAAGAGACACUAUUUUUGACCCUUCCUCCUCAUUUCCCCAAAGUGUAACAAGUACUGAAUAAAUGUGACUUGAAUGCUA